Molecule: messenger RNA, 2400 nt
Organism: Fusarium odoratissimum NRRL 54006
Lineage: Eukaryota; Fungi; Ascomycota; Sordariomycetes; Hypocreales; Nectriaceae
Exons: 3
Coding region: 1-2400 (799 amino acids)
Source: RefSeq, a predicted model, not a curated record
AUGUCCAAGGAAGCCUGUUCGCGAACGGGCUUUCACUCCAAUGACUUGGUUGGGCAAUACACCAUUCUUCUAACUUAUGCACCUCUCUUCAAUCGAUCGAGUUCAACUCCAAAUCUCACUCUUGCCCUUGCUUUUGUUUUCUUUUUUCCUUCUUCUUUUUUCAUUCUUGCCGUUUUCAUCUCAGUGGCGGACCCUCUUUCCAUCUCAGCGAGCAUCGCUGGGUUAGUUGCCCUUGCCGAUCUCAUCUUUCGGUCAGGUACCAAAUACGUCAAGAGCUACAGAGGUGCAUCGACAGAGGUUGGAAACCUCAUUCGCGAAAUCAGGAGCCUCUCUGUUAUUUUGCAUAAUCUUUCCCUUGUCGCUUUUGACCUAGAAGAGACUGAACCACCUGAACCAACUGCUGCUGUUCACGAGCCGUCGUCUGUUCUUCAACCGCAUUAUCUCCACGAUUGCCACCAACUACUGAGGCUCUUGGAGGCGGGCCUUUCGCGCACAGAAGCUUCCUUAGAUUCGGGUUCUGAGCACCAAAGACUGUAUGCUCGACUAAAAUGGCCUUUCACGUCGACCGAGUCCAAGGAAAUGAUCCAAGACGUACAGCGCUACAACCAGAUCAUUCACACAGCUCUUGCCGCCGACUCUCUGGCUAUGUUUGAACAUUGCUUAUCGCGACAAGACGAAAUAAAGAAUGGCCUCGACAAGAUCAAUCUCACUGCGGAGAGGAUCUUGGGUAUCCAAGUCAAGAUUUCUCUUGAUGCCAAAAGGAAUCAAGUUCUACGCGACUUUGGGCGGGUAAAUCCCAGAGGCGAAUACGAGACGAACAGAAAGCUGCGACAGGGGCUCACAGGUAUUUGGCUUACCCAAGGUCCAGAUUUUGACUUCUGGUACUCUACUCCCGGUUCAAGGCUCUGGUGCAGCGGCAUACCUGGUGCAGGGAAAUCUGUCCUUGCCGUAGCCAUGAUCGAGGAGUGUUUGCAGAGAAAUGCCCAAGACACAAGAAAAGCAGUCGCAUACUUCUUCUGCACCUACAAGAACGAGUCUUCUCAACACUCAAUGACCAUUCUCUCGUCUCUCUGCAUGCAACUUGCAAUGCAGAGCGAAAGCGCGUUUCAAAUUUUACAAGAAUAUCACGACCAACUAUUCUCAGGCCGUGAUCUUUCUGCAAGGCCCACGGCCGAGACACUCGCUCAGAAACUACAUCUCAUCUGUGCUUGCUUCACUCGGACUUAUAUCAUUGUUGAUGGUCUUGACGAGUGUGACCAUCGUGUUGCAGCAAAUGUAGAGUGUUUGGCCAAGCUUUCGCUGUUACAGGGUUAUGAUGUUAUCAACAUGGCACUGUCAAGUCGGGACGAGAUUAUUAUACGUCAACGCCUCAAGAAUGACUUCCCGCACGUCGAGAUUAAGGCUCAUACUGAGGAUCUACAACUAUAUGUUGCCUCGGAACUUAGUGAAAGGAUUGCUUCGAAACAGUUGAGGCUUCGUGUCCAGAGUUUGAAAGACCUUAUUAUAACAAGACUGGUCGGGGAAGCUAAAGGAAUGUUUCGCUGGGUAGCCUGCCAACUGGACUACAUGUGCGAACUCCCAACAGACAGAGCUCGGCGUGAAGCCUUGAGCAAACUCCCCCCCUCACUCUAUGCAACUUAUGAUCGGAUAUUACUGAGAAUUGAUGGUUACGAUGAUACAGUGAAGCGGCUAGUGAAGAAAGCAAUAUUAAUGCUCGCAACUUCUUUCGUCUCACUCAGUUUUGAAGAGAUUUGCCAGGCCAUCUCCUUGGAAGAAGAUGCAACGACUCUCGAAGAUGAUGAGAUUGUAGAAGAAGAGGAAUUGUUGCGAUGGUGCAGUAGCCUUGUUCGAGUCAGCAAAUCCGGUUCCUUCAAUGGUGGUAAAACUAGAAUCCAGUUUGCACACUUUACAGUCAAAGAAUAUCUUCACUCGCUGAAGACUCGCAACUCCGAUCAUGAAUGUCCACAACUCAAGGAGUACGCUGUUUCGCAUGAAGACGGUAUAGACUUCUUUUCUUUCCUUUGCCUACGCUUCCUCACCAUGGAGGAUAUAGAGCGAUUCUCGCCAACUCGCGACACAACACGCGCUAUCAGCUGUAUUCUUGCGCAACGCAGGCGCAGAACCUUUUACGAACCGUCAGUACUCACUUGGGUGGCAUAUGCGACAGCCUCAAAAAUGGGAGACAGAACGCGUAAGCUCCUACGAAAGCUCCUGCAUCCGUCCAAAACGCCUGCUUUCUGUCUGUGGGCAAUUGACUUCAUAUUCUGUCAUCAUCCCUCAUCUAUAGAAGCCUCAUCCGAGCCAAUAAAGAUUCUAUCGCAAGUUAUCGCUGCAGUUCUUAGGCCCGAAUUUACCCCUCUUCAUAUGGCAGCUGCAUUCAGUAUGCCUGAUGCAUGCUAG